AUGGCAUCUAAUCUAGUUGAAGAUGUUUUGGCGGCAACAAUACAUGUUGAUUGUGCCUCGCUGCCCACAUCACUGCAUGAUUCACGCGUGCUCGUCGAUGUAACUGAUGAUAUGACACUGGUGCUGGGCUUUGAGCGUCAGAUUUAUAGCGCAGAAAUGAAAGAAACGGCUGGUCAAACGACAGUCUCGCUGAGCUGUAUUGAAGAAGUGAAGAACUUAUGUCUAGAUGAAUCGGAAGUGAUUGUGGAUGUGAAGUGGAUUAAUCACGAGCUAUUUUGCGUCGGCUACACGACGGGCGUCGUCCGCAUUUUCAAUCGAUUAGGCAAACUUGUGUUUGAGCAGAAGUUGCACGGUGCAGCAGUGCGCACGCUAGAAAUGAACCGCAAUGUGUCUACAAUAAUGGCAUCUCAUCGAUCCAGCGCUUUACUGUCGAGCGAGCUGGACAUAGAUGGUGAGCUUUGGGUCCUCUACGCGGAUUCAACUGUGGCUAUAAUUCAGCUUUCGGAAAUUCAAGCCAGGAUUAACUCAGCGAUGUUGAGACCCGCACAGGCCAGUAAAUUUAGAAAGUAUUCUUUACAACAACAAAAUGACAUUGUGGCGGCUUUCCCUUGUGGCCCUGUACGACCCACGAUUUUCCAGUCUCAUUCACGACUUGGUAUGUGCACUCUUAUGACUGCGGGCUCGUCCCCAUUCCUUGCGUUUUAUCAGGCGGGAAACGACCAGAAUUCCAUAAUUCAUUUAGCACAUAUUGCCACAGCCAUUGCUUCGAGAGCUGCAGGGGCUGUUUGGAGCUAUGCGACGAGUUGGGGGUACAGAGCGCUCGCUGGAAAUGGCAGACAUGCUGGAUUCCUGCAAUCUGAUGCUGAUGCGAUUGAUGCUGCGGCAGAACAUGUACCGGCUCCAAUCGGCAUGACUCGAUCGAUCUACGAAGAUGAGCGGCGACGAUGCAAAGGGCUAGUUCUGAGUCCUUCAGGCAAAUUAGCGGCUGUUGCAGACUCACUUGGAAGGAUUUUGUUGAUCGAUACUUUGCGAAUGGUUGUCAUUCGGAUGUGGAAGGGUUAUCGGAAUGCGCAGUGUGGCUGGAUACAAGGGCUGGAAAGAAAUUGUUGGCGUCCAGGGCUUUAUUUGGUUAUUUACUCUGCCCAACGUGGUAUAGUCGAAUUAUGGCGUGCACGAUAUGGACCAAAAGUUUUCUCUCUUGGCGUUGGUAACAGUGCAAGACUGAUCACCCAGUUUAAUCCAGUCACCAGAAAAUCGAAGUGUAUCGUCUUGAUCGAAAAGACUGACAAAUUACUUGAAUUAGUUGAGUUGAGACCUGGAUUAUCCAACACGUCUACUUUGACGAAUUAUUUCACACAAAACAAGCUUCAAGAGGAACAGUUUCUUUUGCAUCAGGUUAUUGGAGGCUUUCAAGCUUUCGUGAAGAAAAAACAUGUCGACUCGACCCAUUCAGGGGUGCUGGAAUCGUUACUUGAAGAAAUUGGCUGCUUUACGUCGUCAACAACGAUCCAGGCGCUGUUCGAAGUUUUCCUCAGCUCAGAUAUGGCUUUGCUUGGUGCGCACUUUCUCUUAAGAGCCUUGGAAAAAUUGCAGCUGGCACUAAAAAAUGGAAUGUCCUCGAAAACUUUAACUGGAGUUGAGCUUUCCCUACAGUGGAAGCUUCUCUGGCAUCAUCGCCUUGUGUCUACCUUUAUUAAAUUCCAGACCAAGUUUGAGCGAAGCAAGCAUGCGCUUGAUCUGAUGGUACACACCGUAAGAGAAAAAGAUUUGCAGGCAAAUGCAAACGAUCAGGAUUCUGGCUUUCUUAGGCGUCUUCUUCCAUGGUUCGAAUUGUUACGACGGGCUGGCGCUUCACUUGGUGAUGAAUCGUGUAGCCGGACGCGCAAAGCGAUUAAUGACGCUAGCCAGCUCACGGCGUGGGAAUUUAUAGAGUUUUUCUCUAUGCCAUUUAAUGAUCCUGACUUGCCACGACGACGCGACAUUCUUUCAUUGUACGAAGUAGCUGAUUCCAUGGACGAUUUCUUACGAGAAACUUUUCACGUACUAAAUCUUCCAGUUCUCCGCGAUCAUUGCAAAGAAGCUCGACAGGACUGCCUUCUUACGUUGAUAUUUGCUCCACUGCUAUCGAAUGUAUUUGAAGUACAGGAGCUUCAUUUACUUCAUUCAGCCAUUUUUUUUACGAAAGACAUUAUCACACGACUUUUUAUUGAGUGGUAUUAUUCACUACCUCUCGGUACUGUAAUUGCGCUGCCUCAACCUUCCAAGUCUUCGUCUCUAUAUCGCUGGGGGGACAACUCGAAUACCGAUUUUUUGUCAAACGAAAUCCGUUUACGACGUUUGCGUGAUUGCCCGCUUUCUCUAAGAGCAAUCUUUGAGUCCUGUUGGAAGACGCCCAAACUAUUUCAUGGAUUUGUGCUGAGUGAACACUGUGGUUGGGGUGAGAAGCAGUUUGCAAAGCGUGCUGAAGAAGACACGCUUGGUCAGUAUAGCAGUGCUGGUAGUGGAACACGCUGGAUCAUUUUGCAGGAUUGCAUUGCAGUAACGGUACAUUUGUCAUUGCGGCUCGGAAAGUACGGCCAGUUAUCUGUGGAUACAGUGGAGCAUGUGGAUGAGAUUUUGCGAAAUAUAGCUGUCAUGCAGAUAAAUGAAGGCCAUGAUCCUGGCGAAGACGAUGCCGCUAUACAAAUACCAAAAGACCAUGUCGAUAUCGGUCUGAGAAAUGAUGGAGCUGAUGGCUGGGUUGCGACGAUGGAAAAUUGUCGUAAAGCUGUUCAAAUGAAGGACUGGAAAGCUAUAUUACGCGUCUAUCCUCAGCUCGCAGAUAAAGAUACUUUGUGCUGCUUCCGAGUAGCUUUUCUUUGCGCGGCUUGGAAUGCUGAGCGAUCUGCUAUGCGGCAAUUGGAGGAUGCAUUGCUGGAACUUGAAUGUGUUACGUCACUUCAGAUUAAAGCCGCCAUGGCAGCAUACAUUUGGGAAAAAUACAUCCGCGUGCACGUCGUGACGCUGAUCACAUUUUGGGAGGAGAGUGCUGCUGGUAAGAAGGCGCAACGGGGUCUUCAGCCACAGGUCGCUCGCCGCUUUUUCGGCAUCAUUUCAAAUUUGCUUAUCACACUGCUUGAUGCAGUGAAGACACUCUCAGCGGCUGGGGUUGUGUCGACAGCGUACGGACAUGCCGAAGCUGAUAGCGACUAUGAUGAUGAAUUAAGCGCCACAGACUUCCUUCCUGCUGAUGACGACUUUGGCAAGAGCAUAUCUCGAGAUUCUAUAUUCAGAAUCAAUAACCUUACUGAGCCUAUCGAAUGGCACUGCCAGGUGAAAGAUCUUCAUAUAAUGUUCCGAAAAAAGUGGCCACCUUCGCACGUUACUACGGCGCUUAUGCAAGCACUGAAAAGCUAUUCAUUCGAUAUGUCCUCGGUUGCGCUUAUCACCGAUCACAUCAGUCUAAUCAUGCUGCUUGACUCAUUUGCUGCGUCAGCAGUCACGCCGAUUACGGUUGCCAAGCUGUUCACGAAUAAUGGCCAGCAUUUGUGCCGCCCGAACAGUUUACUCAAAACUCAAAUGCAGAUUCAGCCAACUGAAGAGGAGAGAAGUGCUGUCGGUCGAGAACGUUCAGUGUUUUUGAAAGAGCUUCUGCGUCACGAUGACACAUUAGGUUUUGCAUUAGCAGAGGCAUUUGGACUUUCGUUAGAGGUGAUUCUUGAAGAGUAUGUGCUAUACUUGUAUCAGUCUGGGCAAGACGAGCGGGCAGACGUGGUCGUCGAAAAAAUGAAGCGACCAGAGCGAUUAGCUAUAAAGCUAGGGGCCAUUGCAAGGGCUCGACUGUCACUUAUAUUAAGACGGAUGAAAGUUGAGACGGAGUAUGCUGCAGUGAUGAGUAUGCUUCCUGCCGACGUAUUUACUUGGGUGGUCAACAACGCCAAGCCACCCCUUGUGGCGGAUCCUCUCGUCGAAGAACUCGACCAUACACCAUCACUAACCUCUACUCAUUGCUUGCUGCUUAGGUGCUUGACUCUGUUAGUACCUUCCAGUGAGGAUUUUGAAAAGGUUUCUGCCAUGCUUGUACUUGUAAAGGACGUCAUCAGCCAGGUGAAAGUGCAGUCGUAA
Plasmopara halstedii is the source of this 4104-nucleotide messenger RNA. RefSeq lists its product as hypothetical. Gene Ontology annotation, biological process: regulation of GTPase activity. Gene Ontology annotation, molecular function: protein binding. The record is from RefSeq and is a predicted model, not a curated record. Lineage: Eukaryota; Oomycota; Peronosporomycetes; Peronosporales; Peronosporaceae. The transcript is spliced from 5 exons. The coding region runs from base 1 to 4104 and encodes 1367 amino acids.